Molecule: messenger RNA, 2125 nt
Organism: Helianthus annuus (common sunflower)
Lineage: Eukaryota; Viridiplantae; Streptophyta; Magnoliopsida; Asterales; Asteraceae
Exons: 3
Coding region: 1242-1964 (240 amino acids)
Biological process (GO): protein dephosphorylation
Cellular component (GO): protein phosphatase 4 complex; nucleoplasm
Molecular function (GO): protein phosphatase activator activity
Source: RefSeq, a predicted model, not a curated record
UGUGAUUUCAGUCCCUGUGGUUUCACUUUUGUAACCAUUUCAUUCCACCUCGUAACCAUUUCAGUCCUUGUACUUAAUAGAAUAAUGGAUUGAUAUGGUUAUGAAAGUAAAACCAUAGGGACUUAAAUGGUUACGAAAGUGAAACCACAGGGACUGAAAUGGUUACGAAAGUGAAACAACAGGGACUGAAAUUGUAAUUUUUUAACUAAUGGACUGAAAUAGUGAUUUUUGACAAAACACAGGGGGGCGAAAACAAUAAUUAACUCUUUUGAUUACUUGAUAACAUCUAGGGAAAUUGGAUUUUAAUAGUGGCAUCUUUUGGUAGUUGGCCUAUAAUAGUUUCACCUUUCAAAAUCUCUGUUGGUAGUUCCGCCUUUAAAAAAACUUCUCAUCGCACCUCUGUUAAAAAUCAUCAAGUUUUUUUUUUUCGAAAUUUUCAAACUAAUGCAUAAGGGCUUUAGAUCAGAACGAAGAUAUAAGUUGAUUGAUGUAAAACAAACCUCGGAAUACGGUUGCAUUGGCAGCCGCUCUAUCCUCUGCCGUAGUGUGUUUUAUGGCAAACGGUAGUGUGGUUGUUUUUUUGGUUGUGAUCGACUUAUUUUUUUAUCUCCCAACAGGGAUGCUCGUGACUGAGUUAUUGGUAUUUAUUUUUAUUUGUGCAGUAAUCUAUCAAUCAAUCAUACCCAGUAAAAUCCCACAAAUAGCACAGCAAAGGCUUCAAAAUUCAUUUUUCAUUUCAUUGGAUUAUUUAAGUUUUAUUCUACAGUUUUUGGAUUUUAUCAAUUUGAAGUACAUGUAAUUUGUUUGUUCUAACAUGUUAUUUGAUACAGAGUUCUAUUAAACGAUUGGGAUAAAUUUGUAGUAAUAUUGGAAUGGUCUGGUGGUGGUUCCGGUAAGGUCACCAACUCCCCGAAGAUAACAAGGGGUUCACGAUGGGUGCAAACGUGGGUGACUUGGUUAAGAUUUUGGCGCGGAACAUGGGUUGAGUCGAUUUAUUGAUCUGUUGAGAACUUUUUUGGUGAUAAGUUGUAAAAUAUUGAUUUUCUAAAUAUAUUUGAAUAUUUCUCUCUGUAUACAACAAGGGUCUGAAUAUUUGAGCUUGUUCGUUAUUCAUUUGAUGAAGACGACAAUGAACCACUUCUUGUGUUUGCUCAGACGAUAUAUAUCGGAAGCAAGAAGGCAUCUUUUGAAUUCAGAUAAAUCGUUUAGCACCGUUAAAUUGUUUUAUAGUUCACGUUAAAAUGUUUUUUUUUAUGAGAAUAUUAUGUUCCAUUAUUCAGACAAUAAUUGCAUGGAGGGAUCUUGAGGAUUCAAAUGAACUUGCUCUUAGCUUUCAAGAGGCUGCAGGCUGCUCACACAUAUGGAACAAUCGUUGCAAUGUGCAGCGAAAUCUACAUUUUAGUACUAUCUCCGAUGGAUCCCAAGUUCUUGAGAAACCAAAGGAUGCAACAAAGAGCAACAAGCAGAGUGGUGAAGUGAAUCUGCUAAAGAAGAGUAGGGUGGUGUUUGUUUUUUGGCCAGAAGCACUUCUGGCCACUUAUGUCUGCGCCGCGCAGACGCGCGCAGACGUUUGGAUGUUGCAGCUUGUUUGUUUUCUCGCAGACCUUUCAUUAAAAAAGGUCUGCGAGACCUCUUCACCACGCAGACAUGUUUCAUCCUCUUCCAACAUCUUCCAACCUCUUCUCCUCUUCUCCCUCUGCCACCACCACCUCCACCUCCGACACCACCUCCUCCGCCGCCACCACCUCCUCUGCCACCACCACCUCCUCUGCCACCCAUCUCUCUAUCUCUCUCUUCAGCAGAAUCAACCUCCGACACCCAUCAUCUCUCUCUCUCUUCAGCAGAAUCAUCUCUCUCUCUCUUCAACACAAAUCAACUCCCAACAUGUCAAAACCCACCACAGAAUCAAGAGAGAGAGAGGGAGCGGCAGGAGAGAGAGGGAAAGAAGAGAGAGAGAUCUGUGAUGGCGGUGGUGCUAUGGCGGUGGUGGAACCCCCAAAUCGAACGAACCCCCAAAUCGAACGACGGUGGUGCUAUAGCAGAUCGAACGAACCCCCAGAUCUGUGAUGGCAGUGGUGCUACGGCAGAUGGUUGUGACGGUGGUGGUUGUGACGGUGGUGAGGCA